Cajanus cajan (pigeon pea) is the source of this 1610-nucleotide messenger RNA. RefSeq names its product Mitochondrial substrate carrier family protein (gene SHS1). Gene Ontology annotation, biological process: transmembrane transport. NCBI's taxonomy places the organism in Eukaryota, Viridiplantae, Streptophyta, Magnoliopsida, Fabales, Fabaceae. The record is from RefSeq and is a predicted model, not a curated record.
AAGAGGCAAGGGAACUACUACACUAAACAAACAAAACGAAUUUAGAAAUUAUACUAAUAUUUAACGUAAGAGCAAAGUGAGAAGGAACAUCUUCAUUCGUUUACCAUUUACCCACUUUUCUUUACAACCUUGUUCUUUCUUCUGUCUUAGAAUGGCAGUCUCACAAUCUUCCUGAAACCAUGACUGUGAGGGACAGUUAUCAUUGAGCCCUAACAAAAAAAAAAAAUCUUUAUUACAAAUCACAAUUCACAAGGUCUUUGUGGUUGAUGGGUAGGAAGGGAAUCCAACUAUUUGAUGAGAAAAGAGAUGGGUUUUUCUCUGUCGGCAAUUUGGGGUUCCAAUUUGAUGAUGGGUAUUAUCAGCUCGGAGGUUUGUUUGCCAGCGUUAGUCAAAUGGGAAUGGGGUUUGAUGUGCAACCCAGCGACCCUUCUGAUUCGCGCGACAAUAGUGGCGUGAAAUUUCCAUUGAACGAAUUGUUCCUAAAGUAUGUUCAACCGCAGGGGAAAGAUGAGGUUGCUGAGGAAGGGGUUAAGGGAAAAAAGAAAAAGGGUGGUCUUUCACUCAAGCUUAAGAUCAGGAACCCUUCACUGAGGAGGUUGUUUAGUGGGGCAAUUGCUGGGGCUGUGUCUCGCACUGCAGUGGCGCCUUUGGAGACUAUAAGGACUCACUUGAUGGUGGGGAGUAGUGGCCAUUCCACCACUGAGGUGUUUCACAAUAUCAUGCAAACUGAUGGCUGGAAGGGGUUGUUCAGGGGUAAUCUUGUCAAUGUCAUUCGGGUUGCACCUAGCAAGGCCAUUGAACUAUUUGCUUACGACACAGUGAACAAGAACCUAUCUGCAAAGCCUGGGGAGCAGCCCAAAGUCCCGAUUCCUCCAUCAUUGAUUGCAGGUGCCUGUGCCGGAGUGAGUUCAACUAUAUGCACAUAUCCUCUUGAAUUAGUCAAGACUCGACUAACUAUCCAGAGAGGUGUUUAUGAUGGUAUGCUUGAUGCAUUCUUGAAAAUAAUUCAAGAAGAGGGUCCCUCUGAACUUUACAGAGGCCUCACAGCUAGUCUUAUCGGAGUUAUCCCGUAUGCUGCUACCAAUUACUUCGCCUAUGACACUCUAAAGAAAGCAUACCGGAAAGUUUUCAAACAAGAGAAGGUCGGCAACAUAGAAACUCUUUUGAUUGGCUCGGCUGCUGGUGCCAUUUCAAGUAGUGCAACUUUUCCACUUGAGGUGGCUCGCAAGCACAUGCAAGUUGGAGCUCUCAGUGGAAGGCAGGUUUACAAGAAUGUGAUUCAUGCCUUGGCAUGCAUACUAGAACAAGAAGGGAUCCAAGGUUUGUUUAGAGGGCUAGGACCUAGUUGCAUGAAGUUGGUACCAGCUGCUGGAAUCUCUUUCAUGUGCUACGAAGCAUGCAAGAAGAUAUUGCUAGAAAACGAAGAGGAGGAUUAGGAUGAGUCAAAGAAAUUACUUCUUUUUCAUUGAGGUCAAGAGGCGGAACUGCAUACUCUGUUUAUGCAUAUUGAAUAACUUAUCUUGGCUUUCUCUUAUAUUACUGAAUUCUUUUUCCCUCACAAAUCACAUUUAUAAGCAAUUGAGAAUGGAACAUUGGUUUUGUGGUUUUUA